Molecule: messenger RNA, 460 nt
Organism: Saprolegnia diclina VS20
Lineage: Eukaryota; Oomycota; Saprolegniomycetes; Saprolegniales; Saprolegniaceae
Exons: 1
Coding region: 1-402 (133 amino acids)
Source: RefSeq, a predicted model, not a curated record
AUGUCCCUCUACGACCCGCUCUACUACCACAAGCGCGCUGCAAAGCUCGCGGAGGCCAAGUUGGUGGCUGAAGAUGGCCUCAUGCGAAAGCCACGCCCGACGGCGGCCGCGAACCAAGGUUCGCGUGCAACCGCGUUCGGGCGCAGCACGACCCCGACGGUUGUCCCCCAGCAUGCGACGGCAGCUGUCCCGGUGACUGUCGCUCGCGCAGUCGAGUGUGCGACUGACGAUUCGGUCGACGCCAACGCCCGCCACGACGGCGGUGCAACCUCUGACGGCAAGCAGCCGCAGCUCGACCACCGCCGCGCAGCGUCGCACACCGGUGACGAGCGUCGCGACUGCUUAGUCAAGUUCUACGACGAAUGCCACGCCGAUCAGCGCGGCAUCGACGGCCACGACUGAGGCGAUCCUCGGUCAGCUGCGUUCGGAAGUCGCAACUCUCCAAGCGCAGGUCGUCAUC